This is a messenger RNA of Anthostomella pinea, 1146 nucleotides long. Lineage: Eukaryota; Fungi; Ascomycota; Sordariomycetes; Xylariales; Xylariaceae. The record is from the annotation of a GenBank genome assembly.
AUGACAGCAGCAACGCUCUCCAACCUCAUACCACCACCGCCCUCCCGCGAGCGCGCGCGAUCGACAUCCCCCCUACCCUCCCAAACAAACCCACAACCACAACCCCAGCCGCCACCGCUCCUCCUCACGAUCCGCUUCAGCGCCGCGCUGCCCGACCUCGAGCUCGACAUUCCGCGCCCAAGCAGCACGACGGUAAUCUCGCUAAAGCACCUGAUCCGCGGACGGCUGACGGAGCCGAACUCGCAGCGGCGCCUGCGCUUCAUCCACGGCGGCAAGAUCCUGCCCGACGGCGCCGUGCUGACGGCCGUCUUGCGCGCGCCGCCACCACCUCCGCCGCGGUCGCCGUACGAUAGACAGGGCUACAAUCACGAUGCUCUGGGUGGCAGUCGUCGAUACGAGGAUGGCAAUGGUUAUGGUGAUGGAAAGGGCAUAGGCAAGGGCAAGUCCGUAGCCGGCCGCCCCGACCCGCCGCAGCGCAUCUACGUGAACUGCAGCAUCGGCGACAGUCUGACGUCGACCGAGCUCGAGACCGAAGCCGCGGCCGCCGCAGCGCCGCCUCCGACAUCAUCAUCCUCCCCCUUUCCCUCGUCCACCUUCCCGCACAACCUCAACACCCACAAUGCGCACCACCUAGCCGCCCACUCCCCCGGCCCAGGCACGCCCACUCCCUCAACAUCAACCGCCCCCCGCGGCUUCGACCGCCUGCUCACGGCCGGCUUCACGAACUCCGAGGUCAACCAGCUGCGCCUGCAAUUCCGCAGCAUCCACUCGUCGUGGUACACGCCCGACACGCUGCCGAGCCCGGACGGGUUCCGGCGCAUGGAGGACGCGUGGAUCGACGACAACGGCGGCGCCGCCAUGCCGACGAACCUGUCCGGAUCCGGGUCUGGAGGAGGAGGGAUAGGGGGAGGCGGCACCCUAGGCAUGGAGGGCGGCGGCACGGAUAGCGACGAGCUUGGCCUCGUGGCCAUGGUCGACGUGCUGAUCCGCGGCGUCAUCACGGGCUUCAUGUGGCCGCUUGGCAGCGCCGGCUGGCUGGUCCGCGAGGAGGGCAUGGCGAGUGGCCGGUGGAGGUUCAUGGUCGGCGUGGGUGUGUUCAUCAGUGUUAUAAUAGGGGUCAUCAGGGCGAUUUCUGGUGCUAAAUGA